CCGUCGUUGAGCGACAUUUUCUCUUCCCUCAUUUCCUUCUCACUCAAUCUUCAACACCUUUUUUUUACUUCUUUAAUCGCCUUUGCUUUUUCUUCCUCCCACUGUCUGAUGUGUAUUUUGUAUUAUCGCCAUUGUACUGUCUCUUUCCUUUUGUAUCAGUGAGAGGAGAGAGCGAGUGCAGGAGAUUGAAGUUGUUUAAAGAAAGAGUGAGAGAAGGUGCGUGUGUUAGAGAUUUAUACACACACAUACAUAUAUAUAUACUUAUAUAUAUAUAUAUAUAUGUCUGUGUGUGUAUGUAUAUAUUAUAUACAUUACAUAUAUGUAUAAAAUAGAUAAUUAAUUAUCAUCAUCGAACCAGAACUGCUGCUAGUUAGUUCAUAUUUGCUAUUUUUAUAUUUAUUUUUGUUCUGUAAAUACCUCUGACACUCGGGGUUAACUAUUAUUAUUAGCAGUAGAAUUACAUACCCAAUUCCUUUACGACAUAAAUGAAGAAAUGAGCAGUGUCCGAGGAAACGACACUGUUGUGAAUGUGCUAGAUGAUAUUUUGGAUGCAAAUACAGGAGAUGAUGAUCUUAUUGUGGAAAUGGCAUCAGAAGGGAAAAUAGAACAUGCAAUGCUUGCCAAACAAAAAAGUAUUUCUUCAAAUAAAAUUGCUAAAGUCAAACCUUCUCUGUCAAAAGGAAAAGCAACUACUACAAAACCUGGGGUUAGUGUUGGUCUGUCUGUAAAACAAGAUCUAAAGGUUAAAGAGCCAAGAUCAAGAGUACAAACCAAGUCUAUUGAGGAAAAAGAUCUCAAACCAAGUAAAGGAAUAAAGAAAAUGGUUCCAAGGAAAGAGGUAAAGAAAGUCUUAAAGAAACCAGAAAAAGCUCAUAAGGAAAUGUUACAACUUCGAGACAAUGAUGGUCUUGAUGACUUGGAUGAUGAUUACACUCUUGAUUUAGAUAAAGAUGCCGAAGAUGAACUUCUUAUGAAUAAAAUUGAUGAUCAUUAUGAAGAUGACUCUGAUGAUAAACAUAAUGUUAGUAUCAGUGCUGAAGAGUCUGAAGACUUGCCUGCUGCAGGCAAUGAUGCCAUGGUUAUUCAAGAUUAUGAUACACGCAGUGAAAUUGGUACUUCUAGUUCAGAAACUUCCUUGACUGACUCAAAUUCAGAAUCUUAUCCUUCUGACAAAGAAAAGAAAGAUGAACCUCGACGGGAGAAAAACCACAAAAGAGGGAUUUCCCCAAUUGAAUGGGACAGGAAAAGUGAAGAUUCUGCUGAUGAGGAUGAUGAUGGUGAUGACAGUGAAUCUGAGAGACGACGUAGUGCAUCUCGUUUGAAAUAUUUAUUCAAGAGGGCUCGCUUCUUCUUAAUUAAGAGUAAUAAUCAUGAAAAUGUGGCUUUAGCUAAAGCUAAAGGUGUUUGGUCAACUCCCCCACAGAAUGAAGCCAGAUUGAAUCAAGCUUUUAGGGAAGCUGAUAAUGUAAUUCUGGUGUUUUCUGUGAAAGAAAGUGGGAAAUUUCAAGGUUUUGCACGAUUAUCAGCUGAAUCAACAAGGGAUCAUCCUCCAAUACGUUGGGUUUUACCACCUGGGUUAAGUGCUCGAGCACUCAGUGGAGUUUUUAAAUUGGAUUGGAUUAACCGGCGUGACCUUCAAUUUACUAAAACUACACAUCUGCAUAACCCUUGGAAUGAAAAUAAAUAUGUUAAAAUUGGCAGAGAUGGACAAGAGAUUGAACCAACUGUUGGAGAAGCUCUAUGUAAAUUAUUUCCGUCAGAUGACAAUGUUGACCUUGGCAGUAUUGUAAGAAAAGCUAGAAAGUCACACCAUCACUCUCGAAGUUCAGAAAGGCAUUUGGAUCGUUACCGUGGAGUAAGCAGUACUGGUGGGCCCAGUGGACCAGGUGUUGCAGGAACAGCUUCUACAGGAGCCAGUAGUAGCAGUGGCCCAAGGAAUUCCGAAAUUUCUAGGCGUAGAAGACACAGAGAGGAGUUUGAAUCGCCAAGAGUAAAGAGAUCUCGUAUGGACUAUGACAAUAGGAAUAAUUUAGAUGCAUAUUACAAGGAAAGGCGGCCUGAUAGGCCACCUCGUUAUGGCGGAGUUCGCCGAGAAACAUUCUUAAAUGGACAGUGGAACAGUGUGGCGAGCUCAUGGACUUAUCCAGCAGCAGGGGUACGGCCAUUAGUCCGUCCAUCUUCAUAUAGUGACUACAUGCGAGAGUUCCAACAUGUAAGACCCCCACCGCCACCUAUGUCACCUUAUGGCCCACCACCUCCUGCAUAUGGACAUCAUAUGGAUCCAAUGGUCACCUAUACUGGUCAUUAUGAUAACCGGCCGAGAAAUUACAUGACUCCUCCUGAGUAUGGCCCAGCUUCGAUUUCCAAUCCCAGGCGCACAGAUAAACGUUCAGCGAGUGCUGUUUGGGCAGAGAAACGUUCAUAUGAGAGAGAUGUUGAUGAUUUCCUCCGUAGAACUACACAUGGGAAUAGCUCCAGAGACCGACAUCGCCACCGAGAUCGCCGGUAAAGGCCAUCAUCAACAGUUAGAUUACACUUGCAAUUUAUUUGCUACUUAAUAACUAGUGGGUUGAAAGAUGCUGUAAGCUACAAAGACUAUCUGCUUCUGGUGCUCAGCUAUUGGUUUUGUGAAGUUACUGUCAUCAUUGUGCUGAUAUAUUUUCUCCGUAAAAGAUGAAUUACUUCACACUUUCACCCAGCUUAAUCAUCUGUCAAAAGAUUGCUCCAUCUUAUUUUCAAAUCCAUUGACAAAAUGUGAACAUUCAUUUUUGCCUCAAUCUCUUUUACUAUCUACAGAUAUUUUCAUUCACUUCACACAAUAGAUCCCAUGCAAUAGUCUAAAUAUUUUGUAAAAACAAAAUAUCAAUCACUUUAAAAAAAAUAAACAAAAUUUGAAACAAAAAUAUGAUUUUUAUUUCUAAAUUGCAUAUAUCUUUAAAGGGGGAAAAAGUUCCCUCUUUUUUUUUUUUUGUCUGUUUAACAUCAAACACUUCAUUCUUUAUUUUCUAGUGAUAUAUGAAGUACUUUCCUGCUGUAUUAUAAUCCCUGCUUUCUCUGACUUGAUCCUAGUAUCAGUGUGAUAUUAGACCAUUUUGAAAAAGUAUUUAUAUUUUGAUACAUAUUACUGAAGAAGUUUUCUUCAGUUGACUUCUUUUUCUCUUGUAAUAUAUAUACAUGGCAAUGUUACAUGGAAUCAUUGACUUCCAUUCAAAAAUAUGUGGUAAACGUGAUUUGUUUGUUUUUUAUGUUUGACUGCUUUAAGACUUCAUGUUGUUGGCUUUUAAUGUUUGUUCCUUGUAGGGCUGUGGAUGAUAUUCAAAGUUCAGCACCAAACAAAAAAGAAAUGGCAUACUGCAAUAUGAAGCAGAUAUAUUCACAAUAAAAAAAGAAAAAGAAAAAAAGCUACUUUUAGUUUUAAGAAGCUCUAAAUUUUAAGUAAUUUGGUUAUAAUAUAUUGAUGUAUUUUCAAAUUAAUCUGAAGGUUUUUUAGUAAACCUCAGUUGUAAUAACACAACCAAAACCAACACAUUUGAUACUGAAAUAUGAGCAUAUGAUAAAAAAUAGUUUGGGUGAUAUUUCAGGAACUGUGUCUUAAUAUAUAAAUGGCUUCAUUUUAUUUAAUUUACUGACUGCUAAAAAUGAAAAUUGCUACAUCAAUGGGCUGCUACACUUACUACAUUCAAGCUAUAUUCAAGGAUAUUUUACUGUCUUGAUUUUUGAUGGUACAAUGGAGAUUGGCACAAGAAAAACUAUCAGCUAUGAAACAGCUGCUAUAUUUUCUAAAUCCUUCCAACCCAUAGUAAUUAAGUUUGGGGUGUAGAUGCUCAUAGGAGGAAAGAAAUUAUUAUAGUCUUUUAAGAACAGUAAUUAAUUAUAACUCGUAAUAUUUAUGAUGAUUCUUAGUUUUAUAUACUGUAGGAAAAGAUUAGAUUUUGUUUCUAGACUAGUUUGGCUACAACAAAUUAACUCACUGAUGGCAUUCUUGUAGUUCAAAGAAACUCUUAUACUACUCUGUGUAUAGAUUUAUUUUUUUGGAAGCCAACACAAAAGUCUGUUCCACUUUUGAGAAUAUUUCAGAUUUGAAAUUAUUCUAAGCAUUAUAAAACUUUCAAACUAUUUGGGUACAAGCUAUAUUGAGAAAGAACAAGUUGCUGGCUUUAGAAGUUGUCCAAGUACACCCUCAGUCUAUAUAAGUAUUUUAAAAUUUAUAAAUUUGUUGUUUUUGAUUCAGGAAAGAACAAAUGUUUUAAUGAAAUGCAGGAGUUGUUAGUUUGUCACUGAAACACUUCAUAUUUCUCAGUUGAACAAAAUAUUGAUUCUAAUCUCAUGAUGUCAAUUUACAAGCAAGCAAAAUCAACAAGCUGUUUCCUUAAUUAUCACAAUUGAUUCUCAUUAUUUUAUAUUCUUGUUAGAAUAUUAUAUGCUACACGAGAGUGGUGAUCAUAUAUGAAACUGUAGAGGGAUAAAACUAAAUGCAUCAUAGUAUUUGGUUUUAUUCCUCCAGCUUCUAAAUUUGGAUCUUAUUCUUAAUCACUUUGGCUUGCAUGAUUGUGUGGUUAAGAAGCUUGCUUCACCAUAAUAGUUUUCAGGCUCAUUCCCACUGCAUGGUGAUUUGACCAAGUGUCUCUUACCAUUACCUCAUGGCAACCAAAGACUGAAAUUUGGUGGGCAGAAACUGUGAAAGCCUGUCAGAGGGAGUGUUCUUGGGUGAUAGACUUAAUCCAUUGUCCAGUUUAAUGCUGCCACUCUCUUUUGGGUGCUUUAGCAGAGCACAUUCUUUUGCAACUUCCUCCUUUCUUCCCAUCAGUCUUCAAGGCACUGUAUAAAAGUCCCUUUCCUCUCGACUAAUUUUUAAAAUAAUUUUUUUUUUUAAAUCCUAGUAAGCUAUUGUGGUGUAUAGAUCAACUAUACACCACAUAAAAUAUUUGAGAUAAAUUAUUGUAUAUCAUUCAAUACAUGCUUGUGUAUACACUCAAGAACUGACACCAAAAAUUUAUAUUCUGAUGAUGAGCAAGAAACAUUGUGUAAAAGUAAUCAAAUUAAAAUACUGUUACCAUUCUAUUGUGCUAACAAACCAUUCAACCAUAAUUCUUUAGUUUAACCCUUUCAAUACCAACCCAGCUGAAACUGCCUCUGGCUCUGUAGUACAAAUGUCUUGCUUUCCUAAGUUUUGAAUUAAAAUUUUCCACCAAACCUCAGUCACAAUUUAUGUUCUUAAUACUAGCUUAAUGAUAACUAAAAGCUAUUUUACUAAAUUCUUUGUUAUAUCUAAAACUAACUGAAAGAAACACAGAGCAUCUCAAAAUAAAUACUGUAAUGAAAGGGUUAAUAACUCAGAUCCAAGUUAACAUGAAAACCCAGAAUCUUAUAUUUUGAAAUUGUAGGAAAAACAGGAUUUAGAAAAUGGUUAAACUUGGAAGUCAGAAAACCAGUUCUUUCACUUGUUGACUAGUAUUAAAAUACAUUCAAACUAUUUCUUGUCAAAUUUUGUGUUCUAGAAAAAAUUAUUUGAUGAUACCAAUGUAUUAUAGAGCAAUAACCUAUUUUUUCCACAGGAGUUUUUCAUCUCUUGUAUGAUGUUUGUAUCUACCAAUCUCAAAUCUUUAUGUAUGAGCUUCCUCACAAUAGAAUUAUAACAAGACUUAGGUAUAUCUCUAGGUUAUUAUACUGUUAAUGCAAUUGCCAAAUAACCAGUCAUUUAGAUUCUGAAAAAUAAAGCUGAAUGUGCAAUAGAUUUUGAAUUCUGGUAUUGUUUUGGUAUUUGUGAGAACUUUCAGGGUACUAAUAAACUCAAGAAGCGAAAUAGAUGUAAAUCGGGUGUUUUUUAGGUAGUAAUUUUCUAAACUUUUUAUUUAUUUUUUUUUUAUCGGGCUUAUCAAUAACAUGUUACAUAUAUUUAAUAUAUGAGCUAUUUAUUUAUUUAUUUAUUACCAUUCCUGACAUAAUUUCAUUAAGAUGGUCUGAGUUUUCGAGUUUCUGUUCUGUAAUUUUUUUUUUUUAUUGAUGUAUUGUAAUUUGAGUUUAUUAGUUUGCCAAUUGCUACUUGUGCUAAAACUUAUUAAUAUGCAGCUGCUAGGUAAAAGCAGAUGAACAUGACAGCUCAGGAAGUGUUCAACAGUCACCUUUGUACACAACAUGGAGAAACAGAUUUUACUUGUAAUUGAACUAGUUUAAUCAAAACUAUUUUCAAUAAAACAGUUCAAUGCAGAAAA
Molecule: messenger RNA, 6212 nt
Organism: Octopus bimaculoides (California two-spot octopus)
Lineage: Eukaryota; Metazoa; Mollusca; Cephalopoda; Octopoda; Octopodidae
Product: YTH domain-containing protein 1
Biological process (GO): mRNA splicing, via spliceosome; regulation of alternative mRNA splicing, via spliceosome
Cellular component (GO): nucleoplasm
Molecular function (GO): mRNA binding; N6-methyladenosine-containing RNA reader activity
Source: RefSeq, a predicted model, not a curated record